AUGUCUGACGACUUUAGCACCAAAAAUUGGGUGUGGGUUCCGGAUAAGGACGAGCUUUUUGUUCGUGGCUACAUCACAGAAUACCUAAAGAAUGAUCUUUGCAAAGUGACGGUGAAGAGAAACGGUGCAGAGACCGUCAAGGAGCUUCCACUGAAGGUGUUGGAGAACUGCAAUCCUCCUAAAUUCAACAAAUGUGAAGACAUGGCCGAGUUGACUCAUUUGAAUGAGCCCUCUGUUAUUUACAAUCUUUUUCUUCGCUACAAUGAUGACUUGAUUUAUACCUACUCUGGUUUAUUUUUGGUCGCUAUCAACCCUUAUAAGAAACUUCCCAUUUAUGAACAAAGUGUAUUGAACAAGUUCCACAAGCUGCAAGAGAAGUCAGGAAAACAGGAUGAUCGUUUGCCCCCACAUAUCUUUGCCAUUGCAGAGAGCACUUACAGGAACUUGUUGGAAAAUGGAAAAGAUCAACUGAUCUUGGUUACUGGUGAGAGUGGUGCUGGUAAGACUGAAAACACCAAGAAAGUCAUCCAGUAUCUUUCACUGAUAUCGACUGAUGAUCUGUCCGACCAUGCCAAUGAUAUUCACAACAAGAUUCUACGAGCCAAUCCCAUUCUAGAGAGCUUCGGUAAUGCAAAGACGAUCAAGAAUAAUAACUCCUCCAGAUUCGGUAAAUUCAUCAAGAUCUUUUUCGAUACAGCAGGUAUUAUAUCAGGUGCUACUAUCGACUACUAUCUCUUGGAGAAGCUGAGAGUGCUGCACCAGUCCCUUGAUGAAAGGAACUAUCAUGCAUUCUAUCAACUUCUUCGAGGCGAAUCGCCUGAAAAUCUCAAAUCCAAGUACUCUUUGGAGCCAUCGAUCAAGAACUACAACUACAUCAGCCUGUCGGUUGCAACGAUACCCAAUGUGGAUGAUUCCCGCGAAUAUGGUUUAUUGAAUGAGGCUUUCAAUGUAAUGGGUUUUGAACAAUCUGAAAUUGAAAGUAUCUUUAUGGCUCUUUCCAUCAUUUUGCAUCUCGGUAACAUAGAGUUCUCCUCAUGGAAAUCAGAACAGGCAAGUUUCUCAAAGGACUCAAAUAUCGAACUUAUUGCUAAGAUGCUUGGAGUUAAUUCAAGCGACUUAUCAUCCAAUCUCCUUCGGCCUAAAGUGAAGGCAGGCAGAGAAUUCGUCCAGAAACUGCGUAAAGCCGCCGAAGUUAAGCAAACCAUCGAUGCGUUCGCGAAGCAUCUUUACGAGAAAGUCUUCCAAUUCAUCAUUCUUCGUAUCAAUGAAAGCUUAGGCGAUUAUAAUACUGACAGGUUUAUUGGAGUUUUGGAUAUCGCUGGUUUUGAGAUUUUUGAGGCUAACUCCUUUGAGCAAUUGUGUAUCAAUUACACCAAUGAAAAGUUGCAACAAUUCUUCAAUCACCAUUCGUUCAUUCUUGAACAGAGCGAAUAUUUGCGUGAAGAUAUCCAGUGGGAAUUCAUUGAUUUUGGGCUUGAUUUGCAGCCAACAAUUGACCUCAUUGAAACCAAGCAACCUAUGGGUAUUUUAGAAAUCUUGGACGAUCAAUGCAUUAUGCCUAAAGCAAGUGAUGAGACCUUCAUUAAUAAGCUUUUGGAACUGUGGGCAGAUGGCAAGUCGAAGAGCUUUAAGGCAAACAAGGUCCGAAAUGGAUUUGUGAUAGAUCAUUACGCGGGACUAGUGGACUAUAACGUGGAGAAUUGGAUUCAAAAGAAUACCGAUCCAGUUAGUGAAAACAUUAUCCAGCUUCUUCCAGAUUCAUCCAAUGAGUUUAUUCAACGUUUAUUUCAAAACCUCAAUGAGAGCAGUCCCUCUGGAAGUAUGUCACCCAAGAAGAAAGGAUCUAAGCUCAAAACUGUCUCCCAGAAACACAAAGAGCAGCUCGGCGUGCUCAUGGAUCAGCUCAAUAGCACAGAGCCUCAUUUCGUCAGAUGCAUAUUACCCAAUCAUUCUAAGCGUCCUAACAAAUUUGACAAGGAACUCGUUCUCAACCAGCUUAGAUGCAAUGGUGUUUUAGAGGGAAUUAGAAUUGCCAGAGCUGGAUACCCGAACAAAAUGACGUUCGAAGAAUUCUUUGGACGAUACUCUAUCUUGAAUGACAAUGAGAUUGUUUUCACGAAGAACAUGAAGACGAACAGUGAGCUCAUCCUCAAAGACAUCAAGCUCGAUCCAGAAGUCUACAAGCUUGGUAUUACGAAGAUAUUUUUCAAGAAUGGCAUUUUAGGAAAACUUGAGGAACUACGCGAUUUACGACUUAAGAAGAUCAUCACCAACUUCCAAAGUGCUUUUAGAGGGCAGACGGCAAGAAAGAGCUUUAGGAGCCAAAUUGCGUCUAUUCAAGCUUCCCAGGUUGUUGCAAGGAAUUUCCAAAAGCUUGAUGAACUUGUCAACGAGAGCAAAAGUCCUUGGCUCAAGUUGUUCAUCAAUUUAAAGCCCCUUCUCGAAGAUUCUGUCAAGGUUCUUGAUUCGAAGGAGAUGAACGAGAGCUUGAAGCAGAUGAAUGCUAAGUUGAAAGACACGGAGAGUGCGAGAACUACUCUUGAAUCAGAGAACGAAAGACUUAAGCUGCAACUCACGGGCCUUGAGGACGAGAUAAUCAAGAACAACCUUGUUAUUUCCGAGAAGGGUGACUUGUUAAAGAAGCUUCAAUCCGAAGAAUCAUCAAGAAACGACAAAUUGAACGAGACAAGCAGACAACUUAAAGAAGUGAUGGCAACGAGCAGUAAGCUUGCAACUGAAAGAGCAGAGAUAACACUGGAGUUGGAUUCGAUCAAAAAGAAACUCGAGGAUCUGGAGCAGAAAGUCAUCAGUUUGAAGUCACAAUUGGACGAAGAGAAAGAUAGAGCUAUUGACUUGAAGAAGAAGUUGGAAGAAUCAGAGGAAGCCAAGACCAAGUUGAGAGAAAACGAUGAAGUGUCUAAUAGUUUGAGAAAGAGGGUAGAGUCCCUUGAAGCUGAUAUCCUUAAGCUUACUUCUGAAAAGGAGAAGUUCCAAUCGAGUCAGGAGCGACUGAUUUCCGAACUCGAUGAGCUCAGAACUAGCCGUGCUACCCAUGAGAGGAAGGUGUCUGAUUUAGAGGCAAUGAAAACCUCACUUGAAAAGAAGCUCACACUGGUUGAAAGCGCUUACGAUAUGAAGCGGAGCACUCUUACUAGCAAGCAUACGGAAGAAUUGAGCAAUUUGCAGGUCAAAUACGACGAGUCUCAAAGAAAGAUAGGAGAUUUACAGGAGGAACUCAUCAAACAGCGGAGCGAGAUCAAAUCCCACAUCAGUGAGAAGAAUGAAUUAUCCAAGAAGGUCCGUGACUUGGAGAGCGAGCUCGACGGUCUUGAUACCUGGAGGCAGAACUUGGAGGCAGAGAAGAAGAAGAACAGCAAGAUCCAAGCGGAACUCGAAAAUGCCAAGGAUGAGCUAGCUAGGCAACAUCAAAAAGCUAGGACGCACGCUGACUCGCUUGAAAGUAUGCGCCACGAAUCACAGUAUUUGUUAAGAGCUAAGGCUGACUACUCUGAUGAAAUUGUUCGACUUAAGGAGAAGAUCAAACUGUUAAAUUCGAAGCUUCAGGACAAGGAGAAUUUGCCGCCUUCUAAUGGCAAAUCAAUCGACCCGUCCCUUGCAGACGAGUUUGCGCAAGUGAAGCUCAAGUUGAAUGAGUCAAAUGCUAUGAUACGAAAGGAGAAGUUUGAGAACCAAAAGCUCAAUGAAGAAGUUAAGGCUUUACGUGAGAAGGUUAACGAUACUUUCGAAAGUCCUCUGAAGCGUAGCGAGCUUCGAAGGUCUAUGGCAAUGGGAGAAGACUUGAAGACUAUCGACGAGAUUAAGAAUUUGAGGAUGCGUUUACAACAAGAAGAAGCCAAUGUUACCAGGGCAGAAAAUUAUGCCAUUGAACUUCAGAAGAAGCUAAACAAGCUUCAGAUGUCGAGGGGUAUCAAUAAUGCGUCAGACGUGGAGACGAAAUACAAGGAGUCACAGAGACGUAUUGUUGAAUUAGAGAAGCAGGUUGGACAAGCAAUGCUGAUGAGCAACAACUCAAACCAUUCUUCACAUUCCUCCCCGCUGAUGCAUUCCGAGACGAGCCCUUCUUUAACUCCUAGCAGCAGUAUUGGAACAAUCAGCAGUCUUACAAAUAGCGGUGACUUUGCUAAGAUUUAUAAGGAUAUUGUUGGAACUUUGAGGACUACUAGAGAUGAACUAAGCAAAUCCAAGAGCGAGAUUCUCCGUCUCAAGUCCUUGCUUCGGGAAAGUGAGGAUGAAUUGUACGAAGUGAAGAGAAGUGGUGUGAGAACUGCUAUCCUGGACUACGAACUGGACAUUGCCAAACUUAACGUUCAAAACAAUUCUUUGAACAAACGCCACGAGGAGCUUCAGCAAUCUCUAUUAAAAUAUAAAAGCCGAAGCGAAGAAUACUAUGAUAAGCUCGAGCUCGCUGAGUCAGCUGUUGGUAUCAGCAAGAGACACGAAGAACAGGCCCGCAAGGAACUCGAGCAAAAAUCAACAGAGUUGAAGCUCUUACGAGAAGAGGUUCGAGCAAGCGAGCGAGUGAUCAAGCAGUUGAGACAAGCCAAAAACGAGCUUGAAGAGUCUCUGAAGAAACAGCUUCAUCGUGAACGUCAAUUGGAGUCUUCUAUCAAACAAUUGGAGGAUCAGUUGCAGUAUUUGAACGACAACUAUGGUGAAAAGAAACACAAGAUUGGGGAACACAAGGAGGAGAUUCGUAUCUUGCGUCAGGAUAUCAAGUUCAAGGUGGAGAAGGAAACUGAGUUGAUCAAGGAUAAUCAAAGACUAAAGCUUCAAAAUGACGAAUUGGCCAGGAUCAAGAAGGAAGUGAUGGCAGAAAACGAAGAAGUCUCUGAGGAAAAUGAUCAAAUCUCGAGGGCAAACGAAGACUUAAAAGUUGAAAACGAAAACUUCAAGAACGAGAAAUUGGCUUUCGAAAGGAAGAUCGAUAACCACACAAAGCAGAUGAGCACGUUUAAACAACUCCUCGAAGACAAUGCUAAGGAGAUGGAGAAAUUAUAUGGAUUGAAUGGCCUGCUCGAGGAGACAAAGGCCCGGCUAGAAGAGGAAGUCGCAUCGUUGGAAGAUACCCUUAGAGAUACACGUGGGAACUUGGAGCUUGUGAGAGAGCAUCUUGGUGAAGUGGAGCAGGAAAAAAGCAAUUUGAAGGAAGAGCUUCGAACGGUGAAGGACCGCUGGGAUAACAGUGAUGGACAGUACAAGGAGGCCAAGACAGAGAUCUUGGUUAUGACACAAGAGAAUGAGAGUGUCAAGAAGGCCAACGAAGAGCUCAAACGGAAGAUUGGUGAACUUGAAGAUAAGCUUUAUUCUAAUGAGCAGCUCAAGUACUUGGAACAAAACGUCGGUAAACUCAACACGCAAGUGGACCGUUUGAAGCACGAGCUUGCCGAGGGCGAAUUACGAGAAGAGAAAUUGGAAAAGCAAAUUCGGACACUCGAGUUUGACAAUGAAAGCAAAACGGUCCAGAUGAAGCGCUACAACGACGAGAAUUUCAACUUCCAGAACAUGAUCAACCAGUACGAGAGCAAGGUUGAGUUCUUGCAUCAGGAGAACAGCGACAAGGAUCUUAAAAUCAAGGCACAGGCCAGAGAAGUUGCCGACUUACGCGAGAGGCUUCUAAUGUUUGAAAAGGAUCGUCUCAUGAGAGAGUGA
Messenger RNA from Candidozyma haemuli, 5670 nucleotides. RefSeq names its product myosin 1 (gene MYO1). Gene Ontology annotation, cellular component: vesicle; cytoplasm; myosin complex. NCBI's taxonomy places the organism in Eukaryota, Fungi, Ascomycota, Pichiomycetes, Serinales, Metschnikowiaceae. The transcript has 2 exons. Gene Ontology annotation, biological process: vesicle transport along actin filament; actin filament organization. Gene Ontology annotation, molecular function: ATP binding; microfilament motor activity; actin filament binding. The coding region runs from base 1 to 5670 and encodes 1889 amino acids. The record is from RefSeq and is a predicted model, not a curated record.